UUGUGUUGGAGGGAAAGAGAUGAAAUGUGACACGUGGAGGGAGCUAAUUGGUGGAGUAUGGAUAGAAGCAUAUCCAAGUUAGAUGGCUUGUGUUGGUUCGGGGAGAUUUGUUAUCCACCACAUAUUUUAGUCGCUAUGUUUGAUCCAAAAGCCAACACAAGCAAAGAAAUUAAAAGUGUUCUUGUUGCUAUAGAACACAAAACAGAACAAACACAAAUCAAUUGAAGAGUCUCUCAGUUGUUAGGGGAAGCAAAUAGAGAAAUGGCUAGCUUUACUGCCUCCGCUUCCACCGUCUCCGCCGCUCGUCCGGCUAUCCUUCUCAAGCCUACCGUCGCCGUAUCCGCUCCUGUUCUUGGUUUGCCUCCAAUGGGUAAGAAGAAGGGAGGAGUGAGAUGCUCAAUGGAGACAAAGCAAGGAAACGUCUCAGCCAUGGGGGCUGGAGUUUCAGCAGCAGCAACAGCUGCUUUGACAGCGGUGAUGAGCAAUCCCGCGAUGGCUUUGGUUGAUGAAAGGAUGUCGACAGAAGGAACAGGGUUACCUUUUGGCCUAAGCAACAAUCUCUUGGGUUGGAUUCUGUUUGGAGUCUUUGGUUUGAUCUGGACUUUCUUCUUCGUCUACACUUCAUCUCUCGAGGAGGAUGAAGAGUCUGGUCUUUCACUCUGAAGAAUCAAAUCUUCUUCUUCUCAUUUCCAUUUUCAUGUGAGAACAUGAAUUAAAAAGUGUCCGUUUCUAGUUUCUUGUAAUUGUUAAGUAAAGACUAAAACUAUUUUCAUGUGUGUUUCCUCUCAUUCUCUUUAUCUUAUCACAAAUGUGAUUAUUAA
This is a messenger RNA of Arabidopsis lyrata subsp. lyrata, 821 nucleotides long. RefSeq names its product photosystem II reaction center W protein, chloroplastic. The record is from RefSeq and is a predicted model, not a curated record. Gene Ontology annotation, cellular component: chloroplast; photosystem II. NCBI's taxonomy places the organism in Eukaryota, Viridiplantae, Streptophyta, Magnoliopsida, Brassicales, Brassicaceae. The transcript has 2 exons. The coding region runs from base 262 to 663 and encodes 133 amino acids. Gene Ontology annotation, biological process: photosynthesis.